GGGAUGAGUGGCACAUUAACGACGCCGAAUCCUGGGGACUCCGCAACAAGUCCCAGUGGACUGUAGCGGCAGAACGUAUGUCCAAGCCCUUCUUCAGACGUCUGGGCCUGAAGCGCCCCGCCUCUAUCAUGCUUGCUCUCGUCCCACCAUUUGAUCAGCAGCAACCAGUCGCAGAAUCCACCUCGACAAUCUUGGGCUAUGCCCAAGAUUACUACUCCUAUCUCCUCUCGGAAGAACAAGAAGGCUUCCAAGCUGAUGCCGCUCACCAUCUAGACGAAGACGUAUGGAGUAAGAUAGCAGUCAAGCUGGACGCGAAUCACAAACAAGAGCUGGAACGACCAAUCACCCAAGAGGACAUCCUGUGCGCAUUGGCUGACAUGCCGUCAGGUAAAGCUCCUGGUCCCGAUGUGAUGCCUGUGGAGCAUCUUAAAACAUGUGCACAGGCUCUCAUGCCACAUCUACUUGAAGGUUUCAAUUCUGUAUGGGAACAGGGUCAGGGCUUGCCUAAAGACUUUGGCUUGGCCUCUAUCAUCUUGGUGUACAAGAAGGGCUCCCCCAAGGACAUUAGGAACUGGCGGCCUAUUUCGCUGCUUUCUGCCCCUUACAAGCUCCUUGCCAAGGUCCUUGCUAAUCGCCUUGCCGCCCACCUCCCGUGGCUGAUCAAUAGCACUCAGACGGGAUUUAUCCCGGGCAGGCGCAUACACACAAGUGUCUUGUUGGCGCGGCAGGUCAUAUGGCAAGCCCUUCGCCAAGACCCACCGGGCGCUUUUGUUCUCCUCGAUUUCGAAAAGGCCUAUGAAAGGGUAGCAUGGCCCUUCCUGCUCGAAGGUAUGGAACACCGAGGAAUUGGUCUGAGGUUCCUCACUACAGUCCGAGCGCUGCUGACAAGUGCACAGUCGCGGCUCCUCAUCAAUGGCUUCCUCUCUAACCCGCUUAAGGUCACACGCUCGGUGAGGCAAGGAUGUCCCCUGUCCCCUGCGCUCUACGCACUGUACAUUGAGCACCUUCACGAUAUGCUCAGAGCAGAUGACUCACUGGUCGGACUGAGGCUCCAGCAAGGCGACCAGAUGAAAAUCUCGGCAUUCGCUGACGACACAGGUGCCAUCACCAUCCUCAAACAUCAGAGCGUCCAAGCCCUCCGCAAGCAGAUCAGAGCGUUUGAACGACACGCAGGGGCAAGGCUAAAUUGGCACAAAUCUGUGGUACUGCUUCCGGCGGCCCCCCUCUUUGAGGGGAUGCGGACCCAACCCAUGACGGAAGCGUCCACUUAUCUUGGCAUUACUAUGCCAGAUGCCCUUACGGAGGGCACUCAAAUGGAAGGACUGAUGACCAAGGCAACUAGAAGGAUGGCUCUCUGCGGCAAAGUACUCAGCACCGGCGUAUUCGGCCGAGCCUUCCUCGCCAAUACCGCUGCCUCGUCGAUGCUAUGGUACGCCGGAGCUGUCUCCACCCCUGAUCCCGUCCCUCGUCAGGAUUACAGAACGGCGGUAUGCAAGUUUAUUUGGAAGAACAACCCGGUCGCUGCUCAUGCCAUUCAUAGAGUAUCCUUGCGUAAGCUCAUCCAACCCCGGGCUGACGGGGGGCUCGGCCUAAUAGGCCCUGACACGCAAAUUCAGGCUCUGCACCUGCGCACAAUUGUGUGGCUGCUCCUUGAGGAUGACAAGGCCCAUUGGAAGAUUCUGACUCUUCAAACGAUGGCUGAGGCCCUAAGACUUCGACCAUUGGAGGUUGAGACUGCCCUGCUCCAUCCCGCGCUCCUCACAAACCUCAAGCGUGGAGCCCUUUGGACCCCGCUCCUUGCACAAUGGCGAACACUCGCCCCGCUGCAGAUCCAGCCUCCUGAGUCGACAGACCAAAUCUUGCAGCAGCCGUUAUUUGGCAACCCCCUCAUCUGUGACGGGGAGGGAAACCCCUUCCCCUGGGCAAGCACUAAAGGUGCAUUUGGCAGAGCUUCGCUCCGGGCCGGAGUGUUCAGAGUUGCAGAUCUUUGGGACCAGGAGACCAAGAACUGGAAAGACGACAAACACAUCCUCGCGCAACUGGACGGACAAACCACUAAGCGCGAACGCCUUUCCGCUAUCCGCCAGGCCAUCCCACAAGACUGGAUUCUCGCCCUCAAGCUCAACGCCAGACAUCUCGGGGGAGUGGGUUGUCAAGAAAGACGAGGACCCGAGCUGUAUGGUCUUCCAGAUCUGCGGCGUACUUAGCAAUUCAUGGCUCAGGGUGGAGGCCUGGGAGAAUCGCCUGACUACGGAAGUA
Molecule: messenger RNA, 2259 nt
Organism: Chara braunii
Lineage: Eukaryota; Viridiplantae; Streptophyta; Charophyceae; Charales; Characeae
Source: the annotation of a GenBank genome assembly